Messenger RNA from Erythranthe guttata (spotted monkey flower), 2082 nucleotides. NCBI's taxonomy places the organism in Eukaryota, Viridiplantae, Streptophyta, Magnoliopsida, Lamiales, Phrymaceae. The record is from RefSeq and is a predicted model, not a curated record.
AUGGCCAACAUCGAUCCCGUAAAUGAGCCAUAUGACGACAAUUUGUAUUUUGAUCCCUCGGUUUUGGAUAAAAAGGAAUAUGAAGAUUUCUCUCACUUCUUCCAAGUUGAUAUUGUGUUCGGCAGUAGGGAAGAAUUAAUCAACUGGGCGAAAGAAACUGCAGUUAGUCAUUGUCACCGUUUGAUUUGUCAGUCUAGAAGGGAGAAUGCACAGUACAUGACGUGUGACAAAUACGGACAUGGCCGACAAACGAAUAUCGAUGUGGAAGAUCCUAGAAACUCAGGAACAAAAAAAUGUGGUUGUCCGUUCAAAUUGAUUGGCAAAAGGUCAAGGUUUGAUGAAUUAUGGCGGUUGACUGUCAGCGAUGGCAGGCAUAGUCAUCGUCCGACUUUGUUUCCUCACGGACAAGGUACGACUAGUCGUAUAACUCCACAACAGAAAGCAAGAAUUAAAGAAUUGCGAAAUUCUCACGUGAAGCCAAUGCUGAUCAUGGAUAGACUGAGAAAAGAUGAUCCGACGAUACAAACCUCUAUGAAGCAUGUUUACAAUGAGUUGGCCAAGAUUAAAUCUGAGGAAAUGGAGGGCAUGACUGUUAUUCAGUUUAUGAUGCAUAACUUUCAAAAAGGCGAGUAUCGAUAUUGGCAUCGCGUCGAUAGUGAAGCGAGCAACACGAUUACAGAUAUUAUGUUUGCAUGUCCCGAAUCUAUUAAGUUAUUACGGUUGUUCCCGUAUGUUAUAUUGAUGGACUGCACAUACAAAACCAAUAAGUAUGGAAUGCCUCUUUUGGAAAUAAUUGGGAUAACUCCAGUUGGGAGGAAUUAUACAAUUGCUGUUGCAUUUAUGUCGCAUGAAGAUGCAGACACCUACGAGUGGACUUUGAAUUGUUUGAAAGAGUUGCUAGAUGGUGUCGAACCUGAUGCGAUCUUGACAGACAGAGAGUUGGGUCUUUUGAAAGCACUGCCAAAUGUCUUCCCAUUUUCGUAUCAUAUGUUGUGUAUAUUCCAUAUAAACAGAAAUGUUGAGGCAAAUGCGACGAAAUUUAUGGGAGGCAACAAGGACCAAGGUCUAAUAUUCCGACGUGUGCUGUGGGCUAAGAUGGUGAAAUCAGAAACCGAAGAAAAGUAUCAUUACAAUUACAAUGAAAUUGUUGGACGGUAUGCAGGGUAUCCUAGGCUGAUACAGUAUUUGAAUGAUACGUGGUUGAUAUACAAGGAGAAGUUUGUUCGUGCCUAUACUCGCAAUGUGUAUCAUUUUGGCAACACGAGCACCAACAUGGUGGAGAGCGCUCAUUCUUCAGCGAAGGGUUGGUUAAAUGCUUCGACCGGAGGUCUGGAUAACGUGCAAGGCAAACUUCGGGACCAAGUUUAUAUCCAAAUUAGUGAGCUGAAGUGCGAUUUUUCAUUAUCAUCCAAGAUAAGGAAGCAUACUGCAGCAUGGCCGUGUUUUCAGGGUUUGAUUUGUUAUGUUACGCAUCUGGCAUUAGAGAAAUUGGAUGAAGAGAUGGAGUCCCCGGCGAUGCAAGAUCCGAGUAUUUGCACACACUAUCUUUGGAAUACUCAUGGGCUCCCAUGCGCGUGCAAAAUUGUGCAGAAAAUGGAAGAUAAUGACACGUUCGUCAUUUCAGACUUGCAUCCAUUCUGGAGUACCAUGGCAGUUGAGCCUUCGGAGCUACCUGAGUAUCAAGUAAACCGCGAGGAGAUUGUGGAUAGACAGAUUGAUGACCUGAAUUGCAAUUUGAAGAAGAUGAAUUACACGAGUAAGAUAAAUGCCGUGGCCUCAUUGCGUGGCAUCGUUUAUCCGUCUACGUCGCAUCUGUCCGAGCCAUCAUUUGUUAAGACCAAAGGACGACCAAAGAAUAACUCGACAAAGAGAGACCCUUCUGGAUGGCAGUAUCAUAUUGAUGAGGAGACAAUUAAGUCGUCUUGUGGUUCCAAGGGUCGCCAAACCUCAUCUGGUGCAAAGAUUCCUAAAACAAAGGUUGAGAGAAGCACUGAUGGAACGCCUCAAUCGAAGAUGAAAGGUCGUGGUUCUCGUAUUGCCACACAAGAAUCUGCUGCCCCUACAAUACCUGCACAUGAAUGA